UGUUUGAAUAAUAAUUUCAAUUUAACAGAACAAAGUGUUGUCAAAAUGUUACCAACAUUUAUUACAACAAACACGACUACAAUUAAAAGCAAUUUUAUUGCCCUCGAUCUUGGAGGAACGGGCUUUCGAAUAUAUAUGUUUGGAACAAUAGGCGAAAUUAUCCAUAAAAUAGUCACAAAAAUUCCUGAAAAUAUGAAGAAGGGAAGCAUCGAAAAUUUAAUGUUUUUCGUUGCCGAAUCACUGACAACUUGUUGUUUUUACAAAACUUCAAUACAAAGUAAAUCGAUUGCGGUGAAUCUUAUAAUAACAAGGCUCAAAAUUUACUUAAUUGGCACAGCCGGGGAAGAAACUUGCUUGGGCAAUUCCUGA
This is a messenger RNA of Meloidogyne enterolobii, 369 nucleotides long. The record is from the annotation of a GenBank genome assembly. Lineage: Eukaryota; Metazoa; Nematoda; Chromadorea; Rhabditida; Meloidogynidae.